GACUGUUGGGUGUCCACCGGUUCCCGAGGUUCCCCCACCUUCCCUUGCACCGUUCCUUUCUCUCUCAUCUCUCUCCUCUCGGUCUCCCUUUCCUAGCGGGGACGAUUGGACGAGCGGCGGCGCGAUUCGACACGUCUCCCUCGCCGGGCCCUUUGCCGGCGACGAGCACCCACCAGGUACUCAGCCAUGGUUUUUCUUGAGGUAGAGAUGUCAUGGAAUGUGUUGAUAUCCCCUAGCCAGCUGGACCGCAAGGGCCUCCUGCUCCGCAAGGCUAUCAUUGUGCGUCUUCUGGAGGAUGUUACCAACAAGAGGGCUUCCAAGGAGCAUGGCUACUACGUUGCCGUCAAUCAGCUGAAGGCAAUAUCUGAAGGGAAAGUGCGCGAGCUUACUGGAGACGUUCUGUUCCCAGUCACAUUCACCUGCAUCACACAGAAGCCUCUGAAGGGCGAGAUCUUGGUUGGAUAUGUGGAUAGGAUCCUCAAGCACGGCGUGUUUCUCAAAUCUGGACCUGUUGAGAGCAUCUUCAUGGCUGAGAAGUCGAUGAGCGAUUACAAGUACAUCGGAGGGGAGAACCCUAUGUUCAUGAAUGACCACUCAAAGCUGGAGAAGGACACCGCCGUGCGUUUCAAGGUCAUGGGAUUCCGCUGGAUGGAAGCUGACCGCCAGUUUCAGCUCCUUGCUACGAUCGCUGGUGACUUUCUUGGGCCACUGUGAACUGCUUCCACAGGCUAAAUGUGGUUCUGAUGUACAUUGCUUGUUAGACGGUGGAUGGAUGUGUGGAUCUGAUGUGUUAGAGUUAACUUUGUAGUCAAUAGUCUGAUCUGUAGUGCCGAGACAUGGCCAAUUGUCCUGUGACAUUAAUGCUUGAAGCUUGAUGCUGAUGCCAGUGCCAUUGGGCCCCGUGAUUUACAUGCCUGUACUGUGAUGAACCUGUGUUGACCAUGGCUGUUCAAGUUUUUAUGCUUGCUUGCAAGUAUAUUUUACAUGGUGUUCCCUGA
Messenger RNA from Setaria italica (foxtail millet), 998 nucleotides. RefSeq names its product DNA-directed RNA polymerase V subunit 7. The transcript has 2 exons. NCBI's taxonomy places the organism in Eukaryota, Viridiplantae, Streptophyta, Magnoliopsida, Poales, Poaceae. Gene Ontology annotation, biological process: DNA-templated transcription initiation; DNA-templated transcription. Gene Ontology annotation, molecular function: single-stranded RNA binding; single-stranded DNA binding. The record is from RefSeq and is a predicted model, not a curated record. Bases 187 to 714 code for a protein of 175 amino acids.